AUGGCAUCGCCUGGCCGAAUGUCCAGCCGGCCAUCGCGCCUCGACAUGCUCCGGCGAGGAGUUCCAGAGGAUUACGUGGACGCACUGCUCGACGAGAGCUACAUGCAGCAACUCAUCGUUGCCACCGGCAAGCAGCAUCGGAAAAGGCAGCGGCAACGAGAUCGCCAAAAUCGGCUCCAAAACGUCAUCUUGACCUGCCUCAUCUGCCAGGCUGUUUUGGGAGUUUGGGUUGCACUGUACAAGACUUUCCUGCAGCCGGACACCAUCAUCAGUGCCUUUGUCACGAUGGAGAACAUCGACAUGGUGCUGAUGAUGGACACGUCGAACCACAUGAAAGAACGGCGAGAGCAGCAACACCAGGUUGUGAAGUCCUUUUCGAAUGACAUGCAUGAAGCCAUGCAAAGACAACGAGAAGGAACUCUGCAACAGCUUGUGGAUCGAGUUGAGGAACUGAAGUUGAACUCGUCCACCGCGUUCAGCAGAUUUCUUGGCAACAUCUUCAGUACCAACAAGCCGCAGGAUCACACCGGCCUGUCCGGCGGAAGGCUACGGUUUUCGACAGGCAUCUUCAACAGACCAAGUCUGAUUUUCCGCGAUGCCGAGGCCCGGCAUUUGCUGGUGGGCAUGACGGCCAAAAAAGCUUCAAGCGUAAAGACAUCCAAGGUACCUAACAGAGAUCGCUCUCGCUACGAAGAUCAAUUUGUGAAAACGAAGCUUUGCUCUUUCCAUGAGAAAGGCAAAUGCACUCGCGGAGCUCAGUGCACCUUUGCACAUGGAAGCUUUGAGCUACAACAACUUCCAGAUCUCACCAAGACAUCGCUCUGCCCUGCCUUAAUGCAAUUUGGGGCUUGCGACGACGGCGCUUGCCUCUUUGCGCAUGGUGUAGAAGAGCUUCGCGCCACGACGAAGUUCUACAAGACUUCGAUGUGUAAGUUUCACAUGAUGCGACAAUGCCGAAUGGGGGCGGCCUGCCGACAUGCUCACGAUGAGUCAGAGCUGCGCAUGGAUCUCCGUGAGAAGCUUGCAGAGGACCCUUCGCUGUCUUCUCUCUUCGAGGGGGUCGAUUCCGUAUACAGGCAAGACUCGUCCGUCUCGUCCGCAUCUUGCCCGCCCAGUACCUUCAGACAGAUGCCAAGCAUGGACCUGGAUCAGGAUGAUGUGGAAUCUGCGGGAUGGCCACUGUGGUUGGACAUGUCAGCAUCGGCGAGGCCCGCUGCGUGUCAUCCGCAACAAUACUUCCAGCCGAGCUGCUUGAUGGAUUUUUCCUUGCAGAAUGAGACAUGCGAGUCACGGAAGGAGUCAUCCCGGCUGUCGCCUCCAUGGGUGCCUGACUUGUCCAAGAUGCCAGCUCACAGCGUUCUGUGCGGACCCUCAUGGCAAAAGGAGCAAGCCUUCUGCGAGCUGGAGCAAAGAUUAGACGGACCUCCUGGUCUUCCGAGAGGUACAUCGUGCAGGAGCGGAGGCUCUUACGAAGCGACUCUGAGCUUUGCUCAUACGUUUCCGAACAGCCAGAAGCUACACGACUUUACCAGCAAUCUGACUCUGCAACAGGAGGCCCUUGCAACGGUCACGGCGGAUCAGUACGAGUACUUCACGCACCUCAACGAGGCCAUGUCACGAUGCGUGGAGACCUUCCAGCAGGUGAAAAAGCCGAGCACGAUAAAGUAUUGUGUUCUGAUUGGUGACAACGAGGCCAUGUGCCAGAAGCCUGCAGCGAAGCGAGUGGACGAUUUCUGCAACUUGCCUCAGAACAGGGAUCUCUGUCCGCCGGAAUUAGCAAAUGUUGGAUCUCCAAUCGAGUAUGCCUAUGAGUUCGACAGUUGCAAAGACUUCGUGACAACUCGGUUCAAUGACAUCAAGCUCAUCAUGAUGUUCACCGUCUCGUCCAAAGAAGAUGAGCAGAUGCGGCUCAGGAACCCGACUUUUCGGAACUUCGUCCAGAACACGACCGGUUGUGAGAUGCAGCCAGUCUCACGCGUUGAGGAUAAGAAUGGCUACAAGACGACAGUCGUGGAGUAUGUUGCCAAGGAGGACACGCCGCAGUCCCGCCAGAACUGCUUGCACUUCAUUCUUGGACAUGGGCUGGAUGAUGUUCUUGAAAAGUCCAAGUCAAUUGUGGAACUCCUGAAAUUUACAGGGCAGGAGUUCGAGGAACCAAACUCACAGAAGGACAUGCGCUACAUAUCAUUCUUGCUGCUGCCCUUAAUCCUGUUUGCCUACUUGGGCGCGUCCGCUAUUGCACGCUGGUAUGCAAGCUUCCAGCACAAGGCGGCUCGCGUGAUGGGCAAGAAGAAGAAGAUGAUCAAAGUGACAAAGACCUUGGUUGAGAAGCCCGCGCGGAGAGCUUCCAGCGUGGACCGUUUUGCGGCUCAGCUUACAGAGGUCGAGCUGGCAGAGGUCUCCAACUUGAGGCCUUUGGUGAAGCUGGGUUCCCCGAUGACGGUACGGGCACGCCUCAAGGGCGGCCACUUGCGUCAAAGCCCGCAGGGCGUGGCAGACGGCAACGGGACUCCCUUCGAUCCCAAUGCGUUCUGGACGUUCGAGCCCACCACAGGUGAGCAGGCCGCUGACAUGAUGAUGGAGGCCAAGCAGGCCGUCCACAUCAAGAACAGCAGAGGCGAUCUGCUUUGCAUCAAGGAAAACGGAGAGACACACUUCCUGCCUCCUGCAGAGGCGGCGGCGACUGGCAGAAGAGCUGCUGAGUUUGUUGUGUCUUCCAUGUCCGGGGCGGAGGACCGGGGAGAGCUACUGACCUUGGAGAGAGACAGAGACAGAGAGAGAGAGAGAGAGAGUGGUUCUUGGACCCACUUCUUCGGGCAAAACCACAUAGCUUCAAGAAAAGAAUGGAACACGGCUGAUGAUGUACGUAGUUGCACUGUUGUUUGCCAGCAUGUACCUCGUAGUUCGCUGUUGCUUCAGCUAUAA
Messenger RNA from Symbiodinium sp. CCMP2592, 2925 nucleotides. NCBI's taxonomy places the organism in Eukaryota, Dinophyceae, Suessiales, Symbiodiniaceae. The record is from the annotation of a GenBank genome assembly.